This is a messenger RNA of Papaver somniferum (opium poppy), 2255 nucleotides long. Its product is annotated as pentatricopeptide repeat-containing protein At1g05670, mitochondrial-like. The record is from RefSeq and is a predicted model, not a curated record. Bases 172 to 2178 code for a protein of 668 amino acids. Gene Ontology annotation, molecular function: protein binding. The transcript has a single exon. Lineage: Eukaryota; Viridiplantae; Streptophyta; Magnoliopsida; Ranunculales; Papaveraceae.
AGAUUUUGGUAUGUCCAAUAUUACGGUUCUAUCAUUCUCUCACUUACACAUCUAAAGCAAAACCCCUUCUCUCUCAAAACCCCCCGCACCUUAGUUCCGAUAAACUGCGAAGGAAGAGAUGAGCUUCCAGUUUUCUCUUCAUCCUCAGGCUCUGUAUAACUAUGGAGAAAUAUGAUUUGUAACGAACAAAAAUGGCAGAUUUCUUUCUUAAAUGAUGAUGAUAUUCACCUAGACAUGAAUAGGUAUGCCUUAUCCUUCUCUAUCCAUCAUCGCCAUCAUUUUAACUCUCUCUUCAUCGUUAGGUUUCUGAACCAAGGAACCCAUUCAUUAGAUUCUCCCAUUACCAUCAAUGCUACUAAUAGAAGACCUUUCCCAGAUUAUUCACCGAAAAAACCCACAAUUAAAGAUUCUGAAAUUGUUCAUCAAAUCUCAAUUUCCAUCAAACAACGUCGUUCUGAAACUUUACAUCGUAUUUUAAAACCCUUUGAAUCAAAGUUUAGACGUGAUUAUUUAAUUUGGGUAUUCAUGAAAAUUAAAUAUGAUUACAGUUUAGUUUUUAGUUUCUUUGAUUGGGCUCGGUUACGUAAAGAUACGACAUUGGAAGCUCGCUGUAUUGUGAUUCAUAUUGCUGUAGCUUCAAAGAAUCCAAAAAUAGCUCAUGAACUUACUUAUGAGUUUUGGAGGAAACCCAAUUUGGAUAUCAAUGUUUCCUUUAGUAAUUUCUUCGAACAGUUGGUUUACACUUUUAAGGAUUGGGGUUCUGACCCUCUUGUAUUUGAUAUAUUCUUUCAAGCUCUUGUUGAUGUUGGAUAUUUCGAUGAAGCAAGGAAUUUGUUUGAUAAAAUGUUGAGUUAUGGUGUGGUAAUAUCUAUUGAUUCUUGUAAUUGUCUUCUUUCUCGUUUGUCGAAUAAUAUGUCUGAUGAUGCUAGGAUUGAAACAGUACUGAAGAUAUUUAGUGAAUUUCCUGAAAUGGGUGUUUGUUGGAAUACAGCAUCUUAUAGUAUCAUUAUCCACGCUCUUUGUAGAUUUGACAAAUUGAAAGAAGCUCAGACGCUUUUGUUACAAAUGGAGUCAAAGGGUUGUUUCGCUGAUGUUAUAAGCUAUAGCACUGUAAUUGAUGGUUAUCGUAGAGCCGGAGAGCUUGAAAGAGCGUUUGAGGUUGUAGAGGAAAUGAUUACUAAGGGUUUGAAGCCGAAUCCAUUUACUUAUAAUAGUAUAGUUGUACUCUUGUGUAAGAAUGGUAAGGUAAAUGAAGGAGAAAGAAUACUGAGGGAAAUGAUGAAUCAGGGCGUAGUUCCGGAUAAUGUGGUGUACACCUCUCUCAUCGAUGGGUUUUGCAAGGUUAAUGAUUUACAAGCUGCACACCGGAUUUGCGGUGAAAUGCAGAAGCAGCAGCUAGUUCCUGAUACUGUAACAUAUACUGCUCUGAUUUGUGGGUUAUGCCGAACUGGAAAAAUGGAUGAAGCAGAUAAUCUCUUCCGCGGGAUGCGCAAUAAAGGGAUGAUACUGGACGAAAUAACUUAUACGUCAUUAAUCGAUGGUUAUUGUAAGGCAGGAGAGAUGAAAAAGGCCUUCGCCCUUCAUAACAAGAUGGUUCAAAUGGGUUUGACGCCUAACAUUGUUACCUACACUGCGCUGGUUGACGGCCUUUGUAAACGCGGAGAGGUGGAAACUGCCAAUGAGCUUCUUCAAGAAAUGUGUGGGAAAGGUCUACAGUUAAAUACCUGUACAUUUAAUUCUCUUAUUAAUGGUCUUUGUAAAGCUGGAAAUAUAAAACAGGCCGUUAAAAUGAUGGAAGAUAUGGAGUUGGCUAAGCUUUAUCCUGAUGUUAUUACAUAUACUACAAUAAUCGAUGCUUACUGUAAAGCAGGUGAGAUGGUUCGAGCUCACGAUCUCCUCCGUGAGAUGCUGGAUAAAGGGCUUCAACAAACGAUUGUGACGUUUAAUGUGCUGAUGAAUGGGUUCUGUAUGCUGGGUAUGCUAGAAGAUGGUAAACGACUGCUGAACUGGAUGUUGGAGAAGGGUAUAAAGCCAAAUGCCACCACAUAUAAUUCUCUUAUGAAGCAGUAUUCCAUACAAAAUAAUAUGAAAGCUACUACUGAAAUUUAUAGGGGGAUGAACACUCAAGGGGUAAUGGCUGAUAGUAUUCAUGAAAGUGCUCCUCCCUUUUUACCUUGAGGUGUUGAUUUCAAAGAGUUGACAAACUUAGCGAAGGAUUGCUCAGUGCAUACAGGAAGUCCUAUUGAUGCUACACU